This is a messenger RNA of Triticum urartu, 1202 nucleotides long. RefSeq names its product alpha/beta-Hydrolases superfamily protein. Gene Ontology annotation, molecular function: hydrolase activity. Lineage: Eukaryota; Viridiplantae; Streptophyta; Magnoliopsida; Poales; Poaceae. The record is from RefSeq and is a predicted model, not a curated record. Gene Ontology annotation, cellular component: chloroplast.
AGUAAGAAAAUUAUCCACACCAGAGCCUGUGUGGUGGCUGGCACUGGCAAGCACAUCAGGCUAUCUCCCGCGCUCGGUUCCAGCCUCCGGAGCUGCUCGAAAGCAGCACCCCAUGGCGGCCACGGCGGCCGCAGCCGCAGUGCGCCCGUCUCUCCCCAUCACGCCUCCGCGGCGCGAGCGCAGCGCCGCCUGCUGCUCGCUUGCGCCGGCGACCAGCGCGCGGUCCACACGCUUGCCGCCGUCCUCUGUAAUUCCCUUGCAGAGAUGGCACUGCACCGUCGUCACCCAUGCCGGGAGCCGCCGGCUCCAGGGGCCGCGCUGCAGCCAGGCCGAAGUGGCGAGCAGCACCGUGGACGACGACGAGGCGUGCGAGCUGGUGAGGGGCACGGACGUCGUCAUCGGGCAGGGCGACGACGAGAGCGUCCGCGCCUACCUCCUCGAGGCCGUCAAGAACAACAACGGCACCUGCGUCCUCUUCCUCUCCGACGUCUUCGGCUUCGAGGACUCCGCCACCCGGGACUUCGCCUAUCGCAUCGCAUGCCACGGCUACAACGUUCUGGUGCCGGACUUGUUCCGCGGGAACCCGUGGAAGAAGAGCCUGCCGAUGGACGGGUUCCAGGCGUGGCUCGCCGGGCAGGCCCCGGAGAGGGUGGCCGGCGACAUCGACACGUGCAGGAAAUGGCUGGUUGACGACUUCCUGGCGGCCGCGCCGUCCAAGAAGCUGGGCGUGGUCGGGUUCUGCUACGGGGGCGGCCGCCUCGUGGAGACGCUGGCGCGCGACGCCGAUGCCGCCUGCUUCAGAGCGGGCGUCUGCUUCUACGGGUCCCGGAUGGACGCGUCGCUCGGGGCACGGAUCGCGGCGCCGGUGCUGUUCGUGUGCGGCGACGGCGACCCGCUGUGCCCCGUGGAGACGGUGCGGGAGCUGGAGAGGAGCGCGAGGGGCGCCAAGGCGGCCGUGUACGCCGGCAGGGGCCACGGGUUCGCGCACCGGCCGGAGUCGCUGGAGGACGACGGCGACGCCGAGGACGCGUUCGCGAUGAUGAAGAGCUGGUUCCACGACCACCUGCUUGCUUGAUCUGAGCUGAUCUGAUCAGCCGUCGUGUGUCGUGUGUACAUUCUGUUUGCUGUGCCUGUGUUCGUUGUUCUGGUUGAUUGCAACUGGUGAAGACUGAAGAGGUAAAGUGUACAUUGUUAACACUCAA